Messenger RNA from Orcinus orca (killer whale), 4987 nucleotides. It is a transcript of the gene ZFP90, whose product is annotated as ZFP90 zinc finger protein. Gene Ontology annotation, biological process: regulation of transcription by RNA polymerase II. The record is from RefSeq and is a predicted model, not a curated record. Gene Ontology annotation, molecular function: RNA polymerase II cis-regulatory region sequence-specific DNA binding; DNA-binding transcription activator activity, RNA polymerase II-specific. Gene Ontology annotation, cellular component: nucleus. NCBI's taxonomy places the organism in Eukaryota, Metazoa, Chordata, Mammalia, Artiodactyla, Delphinidae. Bases 536 to 2437 code for a protein of 633 amino acids. The transcript has 5 exons.
CGUCUACAGGAGUGCAUACUCGCUCCCAGAAAGCAGGAUCUUUCCUGCCCGAUCUACCGCAGUAUCCCGCCCCUAGCAACACGCCCCUGGCACAGAGAAGACGCUCAGUGACUGUUACUGGAAUAAGCGGACGCAGGAGUACUCAAGCCCCACCCUCCGACCCGUUGGGCCGGGACAGCGGUCCCCACUGGGGCGCCUCGGAAAGCGAAGCGUCCUACCAGGCAGCCUCCGUGGGACCCAUGCGCGGUGGCCGCUGGGAAGUGUACUCGCGCGCCCGCCGCGGCCCGGCGGUUACGGGAGAAAGGCUCCGCAUGCGCAGGCGCACUUCCGGCUUUGCCCCGCCGCUGCAGCCAUUGUCCGGCCAAGGUGCGGCGAAGGCCGCCCCUCCGACUUCAGAGUUGCAGAGGACUGAACCGGCACCGGGGACUGGAGGAGCCGGCCCGAGCCCUGGGUGGGCCUGAGGUCUCGAAAUCCGUAGUCCCCAGGAGGCGGUGAUUCCGAACCCUGUCUAGGAGCCGGGCCCGGCGACGCAGGAAUGGCCCCAAGGCCUCCGACGGCCAGGCCGCAGGAAUCGGUGACAUUUAAAGAUGUGGCUGUGAACUUCACCCAGGAAGAAUGGCACCACAUGGAUCCCGCUCAGAGGCGCUUGUACAGGGAUGUGAUGCUGGAGAACUAUAGCCACUUGGUUUCUCUUGGAUAUCAAGUUUCCAAGCCAGAGGUGAUCUUCAAAUUGGAGCAAGGAGAAGAGCCAUGGAUAGCAGAGGGAGAAAUCCAAAGACCUUUCUGUCCAGACUGGAGGACCAGGCCCGAAGCCAAAUCUUCAAAUCUGCAGCAGAGCAUAUCUGAAGUAUCCCUUAGCACAGAUGAUCCCUCAUGUACCACGUUAGAAGACACUUGGGAUGUUAAUGGCCAGUUAGAGAGGCACAAGGAAAACUGGAAGAGACAUUUGGGGCCAGAUGCAUCCACCCAGAAGAAAAUAAUCACACCAGAGGAAGCUUGUGAGCAAAAUAAAUUUGUUGAAAAUUCUAGAUUGAACACAGACCUGGUUACACAACUGAACAUUCCUCCAAGGUCUAAUGAAUGUGAUACACUUGGGAGCAAUUUGGGACAUAAUUCAGACUUACUCAGUCAGAAUAAUAUCCUUGCAAAAAAGAAACCUUAUAAAUGUAAUAAAUGUAGAAAAGCCUUUAUUCAUAGGUCAUCACUGACUAAACAUGAGAAAACUCAUAAAGGAGAUGGAACUUUCUCCAACGGUACAGAUCAGGGAAUUUAUCCUGGAAAGAAACACCAUGAAUGUACUGACUGUGGGAAAACCUUCCUCUGGAAGACACAACUUACUGAGCAUCAGAGAAUUCACACUGGGGAGAAACCCUUUGAAUGUAAUGUGUGUGGGAAGGCCUUCAGGCAUAGCUCAUCCCUUGGUCAGCAUGAGAAUGCUCAUACUGGAGAGAAACCCUAUCAGUGUAGUCUCUGUGGGAAAGCCUUCCAGCGCAGCUCCUCCCUUGUUCAACACCAGAGAAUUCACACUGGAGAGAAACCAUAUCGAUGUAAUUUGUGUGGUAGGUCAUUUAGGCAUGGCACAUCCCUCACUCAGCACGAGGUCACACAUAGUGGAGAGAAACCCUUCCAAUGUAAGGAAUGUGGGAAAGCCUUUAGUCGGUGUUCUUCCCUUGUCCAGCAUGAGAGGACUCACACAGGAGAGAAACCUUUUGAAUGUAGCAUAUGUGGGAGGGCUUUUGGUCAGAGCCCAUCCCUUUAUAAACAUAUGAGGAUUCAUAAGAGAGGCAAACCUUACCAAAGCAGUAACUACAGCAUAGAUUUCAAGAGCUCAUCUCUUACUCAAGAUGAAAACACUCUCACUGAAGUGAAAUCCUAUCAUUGCAAUGACUGUGGGGAAGACUUCAGUCACAUUACAGACUUCUCUGACCAUCAGAGGAUCCACACUAGAGAAAACCCCUAUGAUUGUGAGCAGGCCUUUAGUCAACAAUCUAUUUCUCACCCUGGCGAGAAACCCUAUCAAUGUAAUGUAUGUGGGAAAGCUUUCAAAAGGAGUACGAGUUUCAUAGAGCAUCACAGAAUUCAUACUGGAGAAAAACCCUAUGAAUGUAAUGAAUGUGGAGAAGCCUUCAGUCGACGCUCAUCACUGACUCAACAUGAGAGAACCCACACUGGAGAGAAACCCUAUGAAUGUAUCGACUGUGGUAAAGCCUUCAGUCAGAGUUCAUCUCUCAUUCAGCAUGAGAGAACUCAUACCGGAGAAAAACCCUAUGAAUGUAAUGAAUGUGGGCGAGCUUUCCGAAAGAAAACUAAUCUGCAUGAUCAUCAGAGAAUCCAUACUGGAGAAAAACCCUACGCUUGUAAGGAAUGUGGGAAAAACUUCAGUCGAAGCUCAGCUCUUACUAAACAUCAGAGAAUUCAUACACGAAAUAAACUCUAGGAACCUUGACAUUAGGGAAUGUGCCAAAAGCUUUAGCUAAAAUAUUGUUCUUAUUCAGUAUCAGAGGAUUCUUACUGGAGAGAAAGCUUGAGAAUGUAAUGAAUUGUGUGUGUGUAUGUGUGCACAUUGUGUGUGGAGAAAGCUCUGUGCUAGUAGACAGUGUUUUUUUUAAUAAAAGCCACAUUCUCUGGGACUUCCCUGGUGGUUCAGUGGUUAUAAGACUCCACGCUUCCAACUGCAGGGGCACAGGUUCGAUCCCUAGUCGGUGAAGAUCCUGCAUGCCAUGUGGUGCAGCCAAAUAAGAGAAAAAAAAAAGGAAAAGAAUAAAUAAAAGCCACAUUCUCAGAUCUGAUUACAGACGUGUGUAAAAACAACUACAAACAUAUAGCCUGUUAGAAAUGGUAUGCCUAUAUAUUGGACUUUGUAAAUUUUUUGAAUAUAUGUUUGCAGGAGAUCACCAACUUCCAACAAUUUAACUUGUAACUCUCACUGUUUACAGCUUUUUUAAAAAAUAAAUAAAACUCCCAUGGUAGUUACCAAAACUCAUUUUUAAAUUGCUGACAGCUGCAUUCAGCUGCAGCUCUUACGUUAAAUUUACCAUGGAAACCAGUUUCACCUCCAGGAAUUCACCAUUCAAAGAAUUAGAUCAGCUGGUCCAACCGCUUCAUUGUACAGAUGAAGAAACUGAAAGCCAAAGAUGUGAAGUGGUUGCACAGCAUGAUACAGUUUAUAGCGGCAAAGCUGGGUGGAAAAUGCAGGUCUCCUGGAUCUUUGGCCUCAUAGUCUUGCCACUGAAAAGAUAUUUUGGAAUUCAGGGCUUUAAAAUAAGUUUUAAAAUAAAUCAGAUGCACAAAUAUUUAAUGAACACUCAGGAGUUGAAUACUUUGGGAAUUCAUAAAAGCAUAAGAGGCAGCAAGACAUAUGCAAAUUUGUCACACACUUAUUUAAAGCAGCUUGUUGGAAGCUUACAAACCAAAAUGUUAACAGAAAUUGUAAAUAGUUGAACUACUAAUGACUUUUUUUCUUUUCCCAAUAUCAUACUUCAGCUAAGGUAUGUCAGUUUCAUAGAAUUAAUAAGUCUUCCUACUGUGCUUUUCGUGAUCCUCCCAUGAAAAAGCACUGCGCCAAGCUUCCUGUAUUGAUUUGAUCAAUGGGAAAACAACACAGAACUAGAGAAAAAAAGUUCCCCAAAUUGGGCUUCCCUGGUGGCGCAGUGGUUGAGAGUCCGCCUGCCGAUGCAGGAGACACGGGUUCUGUGCCCCGGUCCAGGAAGAUCCCACAUGCCGCGGAGCGGCUGGGCCCGUGAGCCAUGGCUGCUGAGCCUGCGCGUCCGGAGCCUGUGCUCUGCGACGGGAGAGGCCACAGCAGUGAGAGGCCCGUGUACCGCAAAAAAAAAAAAAAAAUUCCUCAAAUUAAUUUUACUGUAGAGAAGUAUAAAUCCAAUUAUCCAUUGCCAUAAAAUUUGCCUUUAAAUCAGUUUAGGCAAUCAUCAUGUAGUGGGUCAUUUUGUGUGCCAAGGAAAUUUUCACCAUUAAAAAAUUAACUUUUAUGGCUCUGUGGUGACUUUCCAUCAGUAAAGCGUGAGGUAAGCUUCAAUAGCCCACUCUAAUCCUUAAUAUUCCCUAAAGCCUCCCAUGGCCUAUUCUAAAGGAAUUUCCAGAAUCUUUGUUCGUUCAUUGGCACCAGUAGUGCAGAGAAAUUUGGAAGCAACUGUAGAAAUUGACCCUUUUCAUGAAAGAGCCUCUGUUCCCCGCAAGAUAAGCAAGUGUUCCUGCCCUAAUGAUGAAUCCUGGGGAGGAGUGAUAUGGGGUGGUGUUGAUGGUGAACCUUUCCUACUGGCUUCUUUGCAUGCCAGGUGGGAGGAUCCAUCAUUUUUGUCUCAUUCUGGACAACAUGAGGCAGCUCCCAAACAUCCUAAUUCUCUGCUGGAAAAAUGUGCCUGGGGCCUGAAAUGUGGGAAGUCCAGCCCAGUGAGUUUGUCGUAUGUGGAGCAAGAUGGGAUGCUCUAUAGCAGAUCUGCCCUUCCAAGACUUUAACCAUUCAAAAAUACCUUGUUUAUGAUGUUCCACGCUUAGCAUAUGCCACAAUGCCAAGACCGUGCCUGUGUUGUCUGAUACAUAGUUUGACAAUGGGCAAUUCUACUCGGAACCUCCUCUACUGAUUGGCUAGGAUGCCUAUCAGGAACUCAUUUUUCUGUUGAUUGUUUGGGGAUCCCCAUAGUGGACUGUUUGCAAGAAUGGCAUGAAUUGUAACCAGUUGAGUGCUACGCAGCUGUUGUGGAAGUUUAUAAAGACUUAGUUCCAGAAGACCUAAAGGAGACCACUGGUUUGUGUGUGCAGCCUGGCCUAGAUCCAACCAGUCUCUGAAUCUCAGCAUAUCAUCAUUGGCAGGGAGGGCGCCCAGGAUGUAUGUAUGGCUGAUUGAGCAGAGGAUUCUCUAGUCCCAGCAACCAUGCACCAUGCACUUAAUGAACACCCAGCUUCUAGGCCAUAUGAAAUACAUCCUUGUAACAUUGUUGUAUUAUUUCAAUAAAUAGCCUUCUUAGUUGAA